AUGUCAGGAAUCAACGAAGUGAAGGCCGACGUCUACGGGUAUGCGAAGGAUACCUCAGCUACCCCGGAUGGCGAGAACGAGCUUGUGCGAGAACCCAAGCGGCCGUGGUGGCACUCGGUGAAGGAGCCUGGAUCCGCAUUCCAAAUUGUCAUCGCCGCUGCCCUUGCAGUUGGAAUCGGACUUGCGGUCUCCACGACGGUCGAAAACAUUCCCGCAGCCGCCACCGCGAUUGUCGGAAUCCCCGGACGACUCUGGUUGCGCGCUCUCAGAGCAAAGCUGAAGGCCAUGACCAAGGGCGGUGCAGUUCUCGCCAAAUGGACGAUCGGUUAUUACGUUGUCACGACUUGCAUUGCUAUCUUGCACAGUAUUCUCAUGGUCGCGCUUGUUUGGAGCCGCCUGAUGACUGUUGUUGGAGAAGACAGUUUGGCAGUCGACGAUGAUGACCAGAAGACGAUCAGCGAUAGAUCGGCCGUGAAGGUCCACGAUGUCGUAGUCACGACUUUCGACACGCUCAUUCCUCAGAACAUCGUCAAUGCUUUCGCUACCGACAGCCUGCUCGCUGUGCUUACCACUGCGUGUGUAGUCGGCUACCUCAUCAAGGGACCCAAUUCUUCACUGAUGAGGGCGGUCACCGAAAUCGAGGCUAUCAUCAUCGUUGUGAUUACUUUCCUCAUCAAGCUCGCGCCUAUCGGUGUCUUCUUCCUCAUUCUACCUAACUUGUUCCAGUUGGACAUUGCUGAGAUUGGUGUCAACUUGGGUAUCCUUAUUGGUGGUUCGCUCACUGGCAUUUUCCUCCACUUGUUCAUCAUCAUUCCCCUCAUUUACAUCGCCGUUUGCAGAGCGAACCCUUACAAGCUUUGGUUCAAAGGCUCUCCCGCCUGGAUUACUGCCUGGGGUUCUGCUUCCUCCGCUGCCACCAUGCCUGUCACCAUGAAGUGUGUAGUCGCCCAGGGUACCCCCGACGUUGUUGCCAAGUUCACCGUCCCUCUUGGUUGCUUGAUUAACAUGGACGGUACCGCCAUCUACUUCCCCGUCGUCGUUGUCUUCCUUGCCGCCACCCAGGGUAUCACACUGAACGGUGCUGAAUACGUCAUUAUCUUCCUCCUCGCCACCCUCGCCUCCAUCGGCGCCUCACCCAUCCCCAGUUCCUCUCUCGUGCUCACCGUCAUGAUCGCACAGAGCGUCAACGUUCCCAUUACGGGAAUGUAUGCCGUCGUCGUCACCAUUGACUGGUUCAUCGACCGAUUCAGGACAGCGAUGAACGUCUCUGCUGAUCUGUACGCCGCUGCCAUUAUCACCAAGUUGACUGGUAUCACCGACGAAGACGAGAUCGAUCCCGAUCUGCAAAGAGAGCUCGAGGAGAUGAACAAGGUGUAA
Molecule: messenger RNA, 1377 nt
Organism: Cyclocybe aegerita
Lineage: Eukaryota; Fungi; Basidiomycota; Agaricomycetes; Agaricales; Hemipholiotaceae
Source: the annotation of a GenBank genome assembly